This is a messenger RNA of Cynara cardunculus var. scolymus (artichoke), 1347 nucleotides long. Its product is annotated as cation/H(+) antiporter 17-like. Gene Ontology annotation, cellular component: membrane; endomembrane system. The coding region runs from base 1 to 1347 and encodes 448 amino acids. NCBI's taxonomy places the organism in Eukaryota, Viridiplantae, Streptophyta, Magnoliopsida, Asterales, Asteraceae. Gene Ontology annotation, molecular function: antiporter activity. Gene Ontology annotation, biological process: proton transmembrane transport; regulation of pH. The record is from RefSeq and is a predicted model, not a curated record. The transcript is spliced from 3 exons.
AUGGCUUCAAAUUGUGCCGAUGCUCGUAAUCUACCCCCGAUGAAGGCCACUUCUAACGGGAUUUUCCAAGGAGAGAUUCCCAUCGAUUACGCACUCCCUCUCCUCGUUAUACAAAUCUGCCUUGUGCUCCUAUUCACUCGAGCACUCGCUUACCUUUUCAAGCCAUUGAAACAACCUCGUGUUAUUGCAGAGAUCGUCGGUGGAAUUUUACUCGGACCGUCGGCGUUAGGCCGGAACAAGACAUAUCUUCAUGCAGUUUUUCCGGCGAGGAGCCUAACGGUGUUGGACACUUUAGCCAAUCUUGGGCUUAUGUUCUUCCUCUUCCUUAUUGGACUCGAGCUCGAUUUAAACUCGCUUUUCCGGACAGGGAAGAAAGCUCUGAGCAUAGCGGUGGCCGGAAUCAGCCUCCCAUUCGGGUUAGGAGUUGGUGUUUCGUUCAUCCUCCGCCGGACCAUCUCUGAAGGUGUGAACGCCGGUCCGUUUAUCGUUUUCAUGGGGGUAGCGAUGUCAAUCACAGCGUUCCCUGUGCUAGCACGUAUCCUAGCGGAACUCAAGCUCUUGACCACCGACAUCGGUAAAACCGCCAUGUCAGCCGCUGCCGUUAAUGAUGUGGUGGCCUGGAUCCUGCUCGGUCUCGCAGUGGCCCUCUCCGGCUCGGGCCGUUCACCUCUUGUUUCUCUAUGGAUUUUCUUGUGUGGGCUUGGUUUCAUUACCCUCUGCUCGUUGGUUGUCCCACCGGUUUUCAGAUGGACGGCUCGGCGGUGCCCGGAUGGCGAGCCGGUGGACGAGGUGUAUGUUUGUGCCACUCUUGGGGUGGUUUUGGCUGCCGGAUUUGUGACGGACGCUAUCGGGAUUCAUGCGCUUUUCGGGGCGUUUGUGAUCGGAGUUUUGAUCCCGAAAGAAGGUGCAUUGCCAAAAGCAUUAGUCGAAAAAGUCGAGGAUCUCGUAUCGGGCUUAUUCCUCCCGCUUUACUUCGUGUCGAGUGGUUUAAAGACCAAUGUGGCCUCAAUUCACGGGACUAAGUCCUGGGCUCUACUCGUUUUGGUCGUUUUUACGGCUUGUUUUGGAAAGAUUUUCGGUACCACUGUGGUUUCGAUGGCGUGUAAAAUCCCUUUCGUGGAGGCUCUUACGCUCGGAAUCUUGAUGAACACGAAAGGCUUGGUCGAACUCAUCGUUCUCAACAUCGGAAAAGACCGAGGCGUGUUGAAUGAUCAAACGUUCGCGAUACUCGUUCUGAUGGCCCUUUUCACGACAUUUAUAGCGACGCCUUUGGUCGUUGUGAUAUAUAAUCCGAAGAAAAGGCUCACGAAAUCUGAUCGUCCAGAACUAGGGUCGGAAACUUGUUAA